GCAAAGACUAACUCGAAGUUAGCGCUAACCCUCACUUAACCCGAACCGGUGCAAACCACCGGUACUGAGGGAAUUCUAUCUAGUCUAUCUGGCAACACUGUCUCUUGUGUGAUUCUGAUUAUCUGCUCUGUGCAAGCUCUGUGUUGUGAGGUCUGUCGUCUGUCGUCUGUCUUGUGUUUUGAUCGAUUGUUGAACUGUGCUUGGGUGAAUGAUUUCAUAAUUAUAAAUAUAAAUAGUAGAAUUUUGUUUGAUAAGCGAUGGAACGAUAUGGAAGCCUUUCAAUUCAUUCACUACUACACAUGUUUGUUUAACGCUUUAUACUUUUGCUGAAAUAAAAGGUCUAAAAUGCAAUGUGGUGCACAUAGUGUUUGGGCUCUGACCUGGAAAUUGUUGUAACAUUAUGUGAGGCAAAAGGAAUCAUUUUACUGCUGUAUUCCUAGGUAUACCUUGAAUGAAAUAAUCCUGGAAUCAUGUCUUUCAACGCAGACUCGGACUUAGAGGUGAAGGUUAGAAAAACAACAGAAAGGAUAUCUGAAAACAUGCAUAUAGUAGCAAAUGAACCCUCACUUGCAUUUUAUCGGCUACAAGAACAUGUAAGGAAGGCUUUGAAUCCAAUGGUAGAUAGAAGAGUAGAUGUAGAGAAGAUUCAUACUGAACUUCAAGGGAGAUGUUAUGACAUUGAAUAUGCUGUUGGUGCUUUGAAAUCUAUCAAUCAAGCAGAAGACAGUCUGAAGAACAUCCAAGAUAAUUUGAAAAAUGCAAUAUUUUUAAAGCAGCAGCUGAAGUAUGAAGAAAAUAGGAGGAAGAAAUCGGAUACUAAUUCCGUUUACAAACGUUUAUCAGCACAUAUAACCUUAGAUUUGUCUGAAUUGACAGAUUUGUCCGAUGUGGUGAGAGAAACUGCAAAUAGAGUGGAACAUAUGAUGUCAAAAGCUACCAACUCUUCAAGUAGUUGAACUGUAUUUUUAUUUAUUAGCAUGUAUAUUAUGUAAUAAAUAUAUUUUUGUAUUCUUGGGCUUUGACUUAAAAG
Acanthoscelides obtectus is the source of this 1030-nucleotide messenger RNA. Lineage: Eukaryota; Metazoa; Arthropoda; Insecta; Coleoptera; Chrysomelidae. The record is from the annotation of a GenBank genome assembly.